UCCGUCCAAAAUAUCUUCGAACUCCUAGGGACGAGCGAAGGAGCUGUACGGUUGUACCUUUGCCACCCAUCCACCCACCUCCGACUGCUGCUACCGCCGACCUCUCCCUGCCCGGAUUCCCUGCGUCUCUCUGCCUCACGAAUCAUCCAGGGGCCUCCGAACAAAGAUAAGACUUGUGAGACUUGCGGCGGAAAGUUCAAAGAUUGUCCUGGUCACUAUGGAUACUUGAAACUUGCGUUACCAGUUUACAAUGUUGGAUAUCUGCCGAUCAUUUUGGUCAUUUUGAAGUGUAUUUGCAAGGGUUGUUCUCGCAUUCUUCUCGAAGAAGAUGACCGCCGAUACUUCCUAAGAAAGAUGAGAAGUAUGAAGUUGGAUCAUUUGAAGAAGAGUGAGGUGCUAAAAGAAGUUAAUAAAAAGUGUAACGCCAUGACAGCAACUCACAAGAUGAAAUUAUGUUCCAGAUGCGGAUACAUCAAUGGAAUGGUAAAAAAGGUAUCUAUGAAGAUCACCCAUGAGUAUGGGAGCCUUUUGUUAGACGAGUGUCAUAAUGCUGUUGCUGGCAAGAAGGAUGUCAAGGGAUCAAUUAAUGUGCCCCCAGAACUCGAUUCAAAGACAAUUUACUCCCUCUUCAUGAGAAUGACAGAUGAGGACUGUGAAUUGCUUUAUCUCAAUGACAGGCCAGAAAAAUUUCUUGUUACAUGUAUUCCUGUGCCACCAAUGGCAAUCUGCCCAUCUGUCUUGUUGGAUGGAGUAAAAAGUGAAGAGAAUGACAUUACAGUGAGGCUGAAAUGGAUUAUCGAAGCAAAUUUAAGUCUUCAAGAAGAAAUAUCUAAUGGAAGCCAUCCUAGCAAAACUCUGGCAUGUCAUUAUUUUUAUGAGUUUCUCUCUUAUUCAAGGUCGACAUAAAUGGGCCUUAGGACAACACAGGAAGAUUCAUAUUCAAAAAUAAAAAGUAGGAGCACCAAGAGUUGCAACGAUGGAGAUUUAAAAUAUCCAUCAGACUGCAUAUGCAAACGGCAUCAAUGUGUUUUUCCUAUGACCUCACUAGUUUGAAAAACAUGUUCUGCUUUGGAACAACAGCCUAUCUGUGAACUCCAAUACUCUUGCUACAUCCUAUUAUCCAAAUUACAGGUAGUAUCAAGCAACUAACUAAUCUUGAUACUCGGCAAACUGGCUGUUCACUUAAAUUUAUAAACUUACCACGACACAAAAAUUAAACAUUACUAUUCGUACUUCUCUAUAUAGCAUUCCAGUGGAAUUCUUAGCUUGUUUUUACCUGGUACUAAAAUUAUUAUCUAUCGCACCCUUCAGGCCUGCACAUUCCUCUUAUGUUGUAUAUUCACAAAUUGAAUUUGUCAAAUUCUUUUAAUUUUCUAACUAAUAAGGAAUGAAAGAUAUUAAUGGUCAAACUUCUGCGUUGGCUAACGGAGGAAGCAUAAUUUUCCUUGUAAAAAGUUUGGCAACACAUUAUUUAUACAAUUGUAAAAAAAUGUUAUCAUUCUUCCUGUAUAUCACCACCACCUAAUAAGAAAAGAUUUGCAAACAGAAACUGAAUCUACAUACAAAAAGCAUUAUUAUAAGAAAUUGAAAGUUGCCAAUUCUAUUAAUUUAUCAGCUCUACCCACCAUAACAAACCUUCCCCUUGACCUGUAUGUUGACCCUCUACAAAACCAAGGAUGACCGUAAAACAAAAUCAAAAUUAUUAUAGCCAGAAGAAAAUCUAUAGUGAUGAUCUAUUUGCAGUUUGCAACCAAUAGAUGCCGAGCACGCUCUUACCUUUGCCUAACUUUGAACAUCCCGGUGCCCAUCUGCACUGGUAUGCCCGUGAUGAUGCAUUCACUGACUCCUUCAAUUUUGUCCUCUCAUCCAGUUAUAGAAGCACCGAAAAGGUGGUCCGAAGUCUUCUCAAAAGAGGCUAAUGUCAAUACACUAUCUUUCAUCUUCUGAAUACCAGAUCUAGUAUAUCCUAGUAUUUCACCCUGAAACAUUGAAGUUUAUAAGUAAGUUUCCAGAACUCUUGUCAUUGAAAACUAGAUCAAGAGUUCAAGACAAACCAGGAUACGAAUUUAUGAAUUAUGAGAUCCCUAAUCCCUAUUACCUUAAAUGUCAUCAGAUCAUCUAGAAGCAUCAUGUGACGUAAGUCUGUAGUCAUUCCAUGGCUCUUCAUGGUUUCAUUAAUCUCUUCAAUUAUACAACCUCUUGCAGCUUCUAUUCCUAGAACUUGAUUCACUUCCAUGAUGUGAUUACUUCUAGUUUUUCGUCCAUCAACUCCAACUGUGCCCAUAACAGCUUGAAGACCAGUCCUACAGAAUAUGCCGAACUAUAUAUUACUACCUCCGUCCCGCAAAGAAGUUCCCACUUUCCUUUUAUGGAUGUCCCAAAAAGAAGUUCUCAUGUCUAUAAAAGGAAACCCCUUUUAACCAAAAAGUCACAACUACCCUUACUUUUUACCCACUUUUUGUUUGAUUUGACAUAAAGUAGGGGUAUACUUGUAAAGUCAAAACAAAAUUUUCUACCUUACAUAAAUAUAUGUGUAGGUCAAACUAGGAACAUCUUUGCAGGACGGAGGGAGUAUGUUUUUGGAGGAGAAAAACUCAAGUAGUCAAGGACAGCAAAUAAAUGGAACUAUAUCUUCUGACAAAUAAGCUGUGUAUAUCACACACACUCACAGCUAUUAUGCACAGCUGAUACAAGCACACAUUAAUAGCUUCUUCAGUAUAAGGUUUUUAUGACGCUUCAGGUAAAUUGUUAAGCACCAGUAAUCCUCUCCUGAACAGAUCAAACUUCCAUAAUUUUCUUAUAAAAGACCACCACAUAUUAUUCUCUUUCUAUGAGUAAUUUUAUCACAAUGAUAAGAGUCAUGAGUGACAAAUGCUGUUUUUACUAGGUUUCAUUAAUUUUUCUUAUAAGAUCAUAGAAUAUUGAUGACUAGUGUGACUAGUAGUGUCUGCCAGGUUCAAGUAGUUUUUCUUAUUCAAAUAUUAAAAACCUAAACUUUUUCAAAUACACUCACAUUCAAGAAGGGAAAAGUGUAGAACAGAGUAACACAAAUGAGCACGACCCUAUGAAGAUCUUUCAAAGAUUAACAAUGAACCACAAUGAGAGCGUGUAUAUCAGAAAAUACAACAAUUCUUCAGGAUGUAGUAGGGGCAUUAAAAGAGGGUGUGAAAGUAUAUAGAUUAUACUUUAGGAUAUUAGAAUAUACUUCAGAAUAUUCUAGGAAUAUACUUUAGGAUAUUAUUAUUGUAUAGAAUCUUAUAUAGUUAUAUUCUAUUUGUAAUGUAUAUUUAUAGGGACUUACACAAGUAAUGAAAUACACAGAAAAACUUUCCUCCUCUCUUCAAUAUUAUAUUUUGUAGUUUAUAUUUCAACAUGGUAUCAGAGCCUUCCAUUUCAGUUUAGUUUUUUAGAUUUCAGUUCUUUAUUCAGGCUGAUUUCAGUUCAGUAUUCAGGCUGGGUUCUUUCUCCAAGAACUUGAGUUAACUUCAGAACCUUACACACCAUUUUCAGAACCUUACACACCAUUCUACCUCUACACACCAUUAAACAGAACCUCUGUCCAGACCCUCAUUCCAGAACAUCAAUACACCCUAACCAGAACCUUUGUCCAGGCCAACACCGUCCUAUUUCUGACCUCCGUCCUAACCAGUUGCACUUGCCGCCGCCGACAACGUCUUUGGAGUCCGCACCGGCAAAGCUUCGCGCGUCAGUCACACGCGCCGUCGAAGACUUUCGCGGCUGCCGCACGCGCCAGCGAGUGAAGCUUCAUAGCUGACCGGAUUUCUAAUCGGAAAUCGCCAUCUAGGUCGCCUGAGUAUUCUCUGCCAGGCAAAUCCAUUUUUCCGAUCUGCGAGCUUUUGGAUCCACGGUCUUCUCGAGGUUGGCGACGCGUAUACUUUUGGGAUUUGAGACUAGGUGAGCUGGCUCGAAUUAGAAAGGGGCUGCGUUAUAUUUUUGGAGUCGCCACAAUCAUUAGCUGGCAAGUCUUAAUUAGUUGUAUUUAUUUAUUUUUGGAGUCGCCACUAUCAUUAGCUAGUAAGUCUUAAUUAGCUGUAUUUAUUUAUUUAUUCUCGAAAAAAAGGGUAAAAAAAUAAAAAAAAACAAAAAAAAACAAAAUAAAAAAAAACAAACACACAAAAAAUGUCUUUUACGGGUCCAUUUGGCAGAGGAGUAAUAUGCCAUUACUGCAAGAAGCCCGGGCACUUGCUCAAAGAAUGUAGAAAGUUGCUGUUCAAAAAUCAAGGAAAUCAGCUUGCUCAUGUUGCUUCCGCUACGAGUUCAUUUGAUGGAUCAAUUGCUAUUUCUGCAGACGAGUAUGCCAAAUUUAUUUGCUACCAAGAAUCUCUAAAGCAUUCCUCUAUCCCUAUCUCGGUAGUCGCUAAUUCAGGUAUUUCAAGCACAUGCCUCGUUUCAUCAUCCUCGAAAUGGGUCAUUGACUCAGGUGCCACCGAUCAUAUUUCUAUCUCAGCGUAAAUAUGUACUUGAUUUACUAGCUGAAACAGGGAAAUUGGGAGCAAAGCCAAGCACAACUCCCAUGGUUCCUGACGUGCACUUUGUCGUGAGUGCACUCAAAAUAAAUUCAAUACUAACACUUACACGUAGUAUAGGUGAAGUAGAGUUCGUAUCCACAGGGAAAGGAAUAAUUCUCUUUUUAUGUAACUAGUAAAUAAAGGGGGGUUUUGAUUGAGAGAUUUAAUUUAAAUUUAAACACGAAGAUGAACGAG
Molecule: messenger RNA, 4724 nt
Organism: Cuscuta epithymum
Lineage: Eukaryota; Viridiplantae; Streptophyta; Magnoliopsida; Solanales; Convolvulaceae
Source: the annotation of a GenBank genome assembly